Nasonia vitripennis (jewel wasp) is the source of this 817-nucleotide messenger RNA. RefSeq lists its product as uncharacterized. The record is from RefSeq and is a predicted model, not a curated record. Bases 388 to 693 code for a protein of 101 amino acids. NCBI's taxonomy places the organism in Eukaryota, Metazoa, Arthropoda, Insecta, Hymenoptera, Pteromalidae. The transcript is spliced from 3 exons.
UAAAAACCUAUAAUAACCAAUUGAGCACAAACAAAUAACAGCCGCGAAUAAAUUUCAAUCAUCAACGCGAUCGGUAAAUAAACUCCCUCGAUAUCCAACAGUACAAAAACCAAGCGCCCGCAAAUACUGCGAAAUCUCUCCCCAACGCCACAAACGCUCGGAUUUCAAAGUACUUAGUGUGCGUUUGUUUACAUUUUGAGACCAAGUCCCCAUACGCGAGAGCGCGACCGGCUUGAUCUUGACGCCGCUUUUGCCGUCAUUACUAUGCUUGUAUUCGUAGUAGGAAUCAGUCAAUGCACGAGGGAUUUGCAGUUUAACUGUGCUCGCGUGAUUGAUUUUUAAUUUUCAAGACAAAGAAAAGUUUUUCUAAAGGACGUAUUUAGCAUAAUGGGCGGCUCACCAGCAGAAGAAGAAGGUCCCGAAGUGGAUGAGAAUCUGGCAAAGGUGAUACAAGGCACGUACUCUGGUAGAGGCAUAUCUACCAUACUCGUCUAUCCGGAUAAGUGCAUAUGCCAGAGGCCGUACUCACACAUAAUUUGUCUAAACUGUGGACAUCUUAUGUUUGGACGUGUGAGAUAUCAAUGCCCAAAACAUAAAAUGGUCACAUUUCUCAUAGACAUUACGCAUUGUCCUAGAUGCAAAUGUUUAGAAUAUAUGCUCAGCGAAUUCAGCAAAGAAGAUGAAGAGCUUUAAGCCCUCUUAAUCGCUUAUCUUGUUUUCGUUUCAAACAAUUCCAAUGUUUUAUGUACUCACUUUCCGUUGUGUGUACCUAAUAAGCUGAGAAAAGCAAAAUAAAAUUUUUCCUUUUAUAAUAUAA